This is a messenger RNA of Aspergillus versicolor CBS 583.65, 2127 nucleotides long. RefSeq lists its product as uncharacterized. The record is from RefSeq and is a predicted model, not a curated record. The transcript is spliced from 6 exons. The coding region runs from base 1 to 2127 and encodes 708 amino acids. NCBI's taxonomy places the organism in Eukaryota, Fungi, Ascomycota, Eurotiomycetes, Eurotiales, Aspergillaceae. Gene Ontology annotation, molecular function: NAD+ poly-ADP-ribosyltransferase activity.
AUGCUACGGCACAAGUUGCGACAGGAGCGCAAAAGGAAACGCCUUGCAGCCAGGUCCAAUCGACGGCCGGGACCUUCCACGAGUGCACAGCUCCCAUCAGGAAGCAGUAUAUCGUCCAGCACCAGCACCAGCACAUCGAGCACACCCAGUACACAGCCUGCUACCCGGAUCCAGCCUGCUAUGAACAGAGUAGACAGUCCUUUCCGGAAUCUUGUUAUCAGCGUAACAGGGCACCAUGGUAUAUACACGCAUGACAAGUUAAAAGGUAUUAUUGAGGAAAUAGGCGCGCAAUUCAGCGGCAAAGUCACACCGCAGUGCACGCAUCUAGUUACCACUGUACGGCAGGUAGAGAAUACCGGGUCGAAGGUCAUUGGAGCAUACAAUGCAUAUACAUGUGAGCUCGUUUCAAAGGACUGGCUGAUCGACUCCCGCGAAGCAGGGAAACCACUACCAGAGGCAGCCUACAGAGUGAAAGCACGGACAGGAAAUGAUGCACCUACAAUUUCGCCCGGUCAGGCCACGGGCAUAAAACGGCUACUAGAUGCCGGCCACUGCGCUAACAAGCGACCAAGUGUGGAUUUAUUCUCGCGGAGUCAGAAGAUUAUUAUACCGGCUCAUCGGGCCUGUCAGUUCAGGCACGAGUAUUCAAUUGCCGUAGAUCAGUUCGGCCACCCCUGGGAUGCGAUGCUAGUGUACAGCACAUCGAGUGCAAAAUCGAAUAAUUUCUUCCACCUGCAGCUUCUUGUCGACAAGGAUCAGACAGAGUAUGUAAGUUGGGCGUGCUGGGGCAGGAUAGGGGAGAAUCCUCACCAGCUGAAAGCAACGCCGUGCGAUGAAGAAACAGCUAAAGAAGAUUUUGAGAGGCGGUUCUAUGACAAAACAGGGUUCUCCUGGUGGGCGAGGUUCUGGCAUCCGACGAGAGAGGGCAAAUUCAGGUUUAUCGCACCCAGUUAUGUGUAUCGGAAUGCAGACGAGGAUCCAUUCAACGUCGCAAAUGCUGAGAACAUUCAAUACAAUAUAUCAGUGCCAGAAUGUACACUUCCAGAGUCGGUUCAGGUGGUACUUGCUCUGAUACUGAACAAGGGAGAACUGCUCGCAGCGACGGCCUCGUUGGAAUAUGAUUCGAGAAAGCUGCCAUUGGGGCAGCUGAACAAGGAGACACUGACGCAGGGGUACAAUGUCUUGAAGGAGCUUUCUCAAGUGAUCGGAAAUCCUGCUAUAUCCUGGCAAAAUCAUCACAGCUCGCCAGAACAGGUUACGCGAAAAUUGAGCAGCCAGUACUUCAGUCUGAUCCCCCAUGUGUUUGGAAAGAAUCAGCCCCCGGUGAUAUCCGCAGAGAGCCACAUACAAAAAGAGAUGGCUCUCCUGGAUGAUCUCGCAAAUACUGUCAUUGCGAACAAUAUCCUCAGCUCUAUCGAUGCUAGCUAUGUCCAUCCAUUCGACAGGGAAUUACAGCAACUGCAUCUGGACGAGAUAACCCCCUUGAAGCGGAAAUCUGCCGAGUUUAAGGAGCUGUCACAGUACUUUCGUGCCACGGAAAUCGGGCGCGGCUGGCAUCAUGUAAACUCUUGUCACAUAGUUGAUAUUUUCCGCAUCCGCCGCACAGGCGAAGAAGACCGUUUUAAUUCCUUUAUUGCUGCGAACCUCACCGUGUCGAACCGCCGGCUGCUAUGGCACGGCUCUAGGACCCUCAACUUCGCUGGCAUCCUCAGCCAAGGCCUCCAGAUUAGACCCCCUGGAGUGCACAAAAGUGGCUCGUCGCUGGGGAACGGUGUCUACUUCUCCGACGGGGCCAGUAGAUCUCUAGCAUUCACCUCAGGCAUGAAUGCCAACGACGCGGCCAUGCUCCUACUAUGCGAUGUUGCCCUAGGCCACCCAGUCAAUUGUGGCUCUGCCAUUCGAAACCAGCUGCCGGGGACAUUCUCUACCAUUUCAGCCGAGCAUUACUGGAGUACGCAGUGGAAAUCCGCAGAGGCCGUUCAUCCCAGCCUGGCCGGCGUUAUUAUGCCAGACUUUCAACCUAAUCGGAUGUUGCUAACCAGUGGGGGUGAAUAUGUCAUUUACAACCCAGCACAGGCUUUGAAUGGAAUCGUGGGCCUGAAUCCUGUGCAGCAGGAGUGGGUAUAG